CUGCAAAACUACCGGUAUCUCGUAAAUAACGCAGAGGCCGCGGCUCCCCCUUACGCCGAAAUUACGUGAACGCUGGCAGGCUCGACCUCUUCCGGCAACCCAGCGUUGGCCCUGGUAACGUAGACUGCUCAGCCACAAACUUUUGAGAGCACAUUCCGUCAAAGAAGCAAACUUUGGCAACGGCAGAAGUACUGCUUUGAUCCAAAAAGCACAAACACCGCUCAACGCACAAACAAAUAUAUACGCAUCCAACAUGUCAGGGACGCUAUCACCCCUCCAAUCAACCCCCUUUAACCCAGCAUCCCUGACCUACGUACUCUCCCUAACGCCAUUCCCAACACACUCCCUCCUCAUCGCCUCCGGCUCCGACAACUCCCUCCGCACAUUCUCCCUCCCAAUCCUCUCGCCCCUCUCCUCUAUCCCACAAGCACACGCAGACUCAAUCAGCGCCGUAUGCGCCUACGAUGAGCACCACCUCGUCACUGCCGGGAAGGACAGAGUGGUGCGUAUGUGGGAUGUGAGGAGUACGCCACCAAAGUGCGUGAUGGAAUACAGAGCGGAAGGAGCGAGAAAACCGCAAGGGUUCACGAGUUUGGCGGUACAGAAGAGGACGGGGCGGAUUGCGGCUGGGACUGAGUUGGUCGGGGUUGAUGCGCCGGUGUAUAUUUGGGAUGCCAACGAGGGCGGAAAACCAGUACGGGCAUAUACUGAAUCACAUAACGACGAUGUUACGGUUCUGGCGUUCUACCCGAACCAGGAUCAUCUGUUGUUGAGUGGCUCUUGUGAUGGGUUGGUUAGCAUCUUUGACCUGAAUGUGGAGGAUGAGGAUGAUGCCGUGCUUCAGGUCGUGAAUCAUAACGCAUCGAUUCAUCGCGCGGGGUUCUUGGCAAGUGGGGAUGCGUUCUUUGCGUUAUCGCAUAUGGAGACCUUCACUAUCUUCCCACUCCGUCUGGAAACUGCGGAGAGAGAUGUUGACGAUGUUAGUGCGGAAGUGAAGCCGAUCGAGUUUGGGGAUUUGAGACAAGUGUUGGGAUGUGAUUACGUUCAGAACUUUGAUCCGGUACGGGGGAGGGUUGUGGUAGGAAGUCAUGAGGAGGGAUGGGUGGAUAUUGUGUCGUUUGACUCUGCGACUGGGAAGUUUGGGGAGAGAUGGCGGAUGGGUGGACAUGAUGGCGAGGUUGCACGGGACUUGAUCAUUGAUGAGGCGAACGCCGUUGUUGUCAGUGGUGGAGAAGAUGGUACAAUAAAGUCUUGGAAGGCAGGAGGAGAGAUUAGUGCGCAGCCCACUACGGCAGAGGUAGGAAAGGACCAGGACGGCAAGAAGAAGAAAGAAAAGAAAGAUAAGAAAGACAGGUACAAGCCGUACUAAGGCUUCAUUUGGACGUAUGGUGUUUGGGUCGAGAUAUUCUUGAAGUAGCUGGGCAAGGGCCGUCGACGUAGGCAUGAGGUCGGCCUUGCGUUCACAUGUCCCCGAGGCCGAGGGAGCGCAUGUCCAUGUAAUGUAGAAAGUGCCUUGUUCGAACGAGCAAGGUUCACUCGUCUGUCAAGUUCAUGUUCAGCAGAUUGUUCUCUUGCUUGUAAUGAAGGCUCAACCCAUCGUAAUGCAUGGUAGGGAGGCAUCGGUAACGGCUGUACAUGUGGUGCGGAUAUAUGUCAACGUUGUAAUAUUAUGCAUAUGG
Saitoella complicata NRRL Y-17804 is the source of this 1679-nucleotide messenger RNA. RefSeq names its product WD40 repeat-like protein. NCBI's taxonomy places the organism in Eukaryota, Fungi, Ascomycota, Saitoellomycetes, Saitoellales, Saitoellaceae. The transcript has 2 exons. Gene Ontology annotation, molecular function: protein binding. The record is from RefSeq and is a predicted model, not a curated record. The coding region runs from base 254 to 1369 and encodes 371 amino acids.